Oryzias melastigma (Indian medaka) is the source of this 4385-nucleotide messenger RNA. It is a transcript of the gene rnf157, whose product is annotated as ring finger protein 157. The record is from RefSeq and is a predicted model, not a curated record. Gene Ontology annotation, cellular component: cytoplasm. Bases 740 to 2833 code for a protein of 697 amino acids. The transcript has 19 exons. Gene Ontology annotation, biological process: protein ubiquitination. Gene Ontology annotation, molecular function: ubiquitin protein ligase activity. NCBI's taxonomy places the organism in Eukaryota, Metazoa, Chordata, Actinopteri, Beloniformes, Adrianichthyidae.
AAAGCAACAAUGAACCGCUAUUUCGUUGGCUUUGUUUCUUUUAAAAGUUAACCGUUUUUCGGUUGACAGGCUGUUUAUAUUUCAUGAUUAGUUAAAUCAAAGUUAUUUAUUAAUUUUCUUAAAACAGCCUUAAUAUUUUGAAAACCACACUUGAUCGUACUGUAUUUAUUUGUGAUCCUCUGCACUGCGGCGUGAGCUGCCAGCAGCACAAGUCGGCGUAGAAGGAAGGUCACGUUCUGAAGGGCCGUCACUAGAGCGGGUGCUGGAGAAAGGGGGACUGCGCAAAAACCACGGUCCGGGUUUGUGCCUGUCUGACGUCAUGGGGAGCCACAGACCUCUCUGACAUGAUCCAGCGACGAGCGCCGGGUGGACUCCCAUCAACAUCCACAGCGAAGACCCAGCCUGGGAGAUGCCGAGCGGGCUUUGUGUCAUGGACUCCCCGGUGAACGCGAUCGAUUGAUGGACAUCGGUUCUUGCGGCGCACCAUAAGAGCCCCCCCCCCCCUCUUUUUUAUUAUUUGACGCCUUUCUGCUUCCAAACCGGCUGCACGGUUAGAGAGAUAAGCAGGCAGAGAACGAGGACUAAUCCCCGGGACGGUCACAUUCACGGCGGGGCUUGGACCCGACAGAAAUGGACAGGGCAGCACGAACUGGAUUAAAUGAUCGGGAAUAAAGAGACGCGGCGCUCGAAGCGGCUCUGAGGUGCCCCGUCACGCCGUGCGGCGUUCAUUUGACUGGAAAUGGGAGCUUUAACGAGCAGACAGAACAUAGGCGUGGAAGAAGUGGAUAUCCCCUCCAAUUCAGUCUACCGCUACCCCCCGAAAUCCGGGAGCUACUUCGCCAAUCAUUUCAUCAUGGGUGGAGAGAAGUUUGACUCCACCCAUCCAGAGGGCUACCUGUUUGGGGAAAACACAGAUCUAAACUUCCUGGGGACCAGACCAGUAGCGUUCCCAUAUCCCGCUCCUCCACCUCAGGAACCAGUAAAAACCCUACGAAGCCUUAUAAACAUUCGGAAGGACACACUGCGGCUUGUGAGGUGCAGCGAGGACCUUAAGUUACCAGGUGACGAGGCGGCGGGAAAAAACCGGGCCUGCUACAACGUAGAGUUCACCUUUGAUGCGGACACACAGGUGGCCAUCACCAUCUAUUACCAGGCUAUAGAGGAGUUUCACAACGGAGUGCCAGUUUACCUGCCCCAGGACAGCUCUCUGCAGUCUGAGACGGUGCAUUUCAAGAGGGGGGUGUGCCAGCAGUUCUGUCUGCCCUCGCACACCGUCAACCUCAGCGAAUGGGCUGACGAGGAGCUCCUCUUUGACGUGGACAAGGAGAUCUUUCCCAUGGUUGUGCAGGCUGUGGUAGACGAAGGAGACGAGCACUUGGGCCAUUCUCACAUACUGCUGGCUACAUUUGAGAAGCACAUGGAUGGGAGCUACUGUGUGAAGCCUCUUAAGCAGAAACAAGUGGUGGAUGGAGUGAGCUACCUGCUGCAGGAAAUCUAUGGGAUAGAGAACAAAUACAACAGUCAGGAAUCAAAGGUUGCUGAUGAUGAGAUCAGUGACAACAGCGCCGAGUGCGUUGUGUGUUUGUCAGAUGUGCGAGACACACUCAUCCUGCCUUGUAGACAUCUGUGUCUCUGCAACGCUUGUGCAGAUACGCUGCGGUACCAGGCCAACUGCUGUCCCAUCUGCAGACUGCCAUUCAGAGCUCUGCUGCAGAUCCGAGCGAUGAGGAAAAAGCUCAGCCCCAUAUCCCCCACCAGCUUUAACCCCGUCAUCACCUCUCAGACCUCAGACUCCGAGGAGCACUCGGCGUCUGAGCACAUCCCUCCAGGCUACGAAGCGGUUUCUCUCCUAGAGGCUCUCAAUGGGCCCCUAAACACCUCGUCCGUGGCUCCUGCUCCUCUGCACUCCGGUCCCAGCCACGUGACCGGAGCGCUGCCUCCGUACAGCAGCGAACCACACCCGGUUCCAGCCUGCUCCACUCUCGACCACCCCAACUCCAGUCAGGGCCUCAAGCUGAAGAAGAGUGCUUCAAAGUCUAUUUCCCAGAAUUCCUCUGUGCUUCCUGAGGAGGAGGAUGAGAAAUGCUGCAGUGAAUCAGACGCCUGUCGCCAUAAAGUGGCAGCGGACCAGCAGGAGUGUGGAGUGACUCCAGACAGCGAGAACUUAACUCUCUCCUCGUCUGGAGCCAUCGACCAGUCGUCCGGCACUGGUACCCCACUCUCCUCCACAAUCACCUCGCCGGAAGAUCCAGUGAGCAGCAGCCUCGCCCAGUCAGUGAUGUCCAUGGCCUCUUCCCACUCGCAGCACUCCCACAUCAGCACUGACACCAUGUCCUCAAUGUCAGGGUCCUACCUGGCCGGGGUUGACGGCGAACCUGGAGGCGACGGAGGAAGAGACGUGGAGGGCGUGGAGAACCCGGAUGCCCACAUUGAGAGCAGAGGACCAUCACGGCAGGAUGCGGAUUUUUCUGUGGAGUCUAAGGCGCAUAAUUACUCUAUGGCUGUAGAAGAACAGGACUCUGAGGGAAAUGAUGUUGCAGAAGACGACUGCUCCUCCCCAUCUAAUGGCAAAGGUGGGCGGAGCAGAUGUCCAGAGUUGGCCAAUAACAAUCAGGGCGUCGCCCACUGCGACACGCCCUCUUUGGGGUUGGAUAACGAGCAGACUCCCGACAGCCGAUUCGCCGAUCUCAUGUACCUUGGUGGCUACAGGGCCAUUCUGGAGCCUCGGUCCCACCACACCUCCACCAGCAACAUCAACCUGGAGGAGCAAGGCGUGGAGAACAGGGACGGCCAAAGUCCCAAAGACCCUCGCUGCGGACCACUCAUCGUGUAACGCUGUCACAUAAACACAUCGUAAUGCCUCGCUCUUCCCGUCCCUCACCCUGACAUAGUGCUGCAACACUGGACCCCAUCGAAGCUGACCAGGGAACCGCAUCCCCACCCGUCUCUAAAGUGUUGGCGCUGAAACCCUGCUGGAUUAGAAAGAGGAAGAACCCCCUCUCCAUUGUCAGUGCACUUUGAGUUAUCUUGUAUCCGUGACCUAACUUGUUGUGGGAAUGAUUAGCCUUCCGAUGUUAUUAUUAUUAUUAUUUAUUAUCUGUGAUUUUAACGAGCUGCAUAUUGUAAAACUAUCUUUAGAGAAACACAUGCUGCUCCCUCUUCUUUCUCUUCCCUCCUUCCAGCCAGCCAGCCAAAAGGUCAGGGGUUUCUGUGAUCGGCAAUCAGAUUUAUUACUUCUUUGUUAUUUAACCGUGCUGAACGAGUGACUGGACACUUUUGACACGAAGCGUCAGCUCUCACCGGACUACCUUACUGGAGUAAAAACACGCUGACCUUUCUCCUCUGAUCAGGAAACGCUCAUCUGAAGUUUGCAUGCAGCUUUCGAGAUUUGCUCUCACUUUUCCAACACAGCCAGCGCUGAAUGUGAAUCCACAGGGAGGUGGACUUCCACGAGAACGAACGGAUGGAGUAUGGGGCGGCACAGAAUGUAGGAUGCUGAAUCUCAUUGAAAGGGAAUGUAUGGGACUUCUAAAUCGUCAUACAAAAUGGACUAAAAAAACAUCUGUUGCUGUUCUGUCCUCCUGCUCUCAUCUUAGCAUGUCAGUAUUACUGUAGUGCAACCGGAAACAACAGAGCAAUAAGAAACAUUGCUGCUCCACCUUUACUCCACACAAGAUUAAAAACUGUUUGCACUAGCCUGUCGUACUCUAAUCCAACUUUCCCGCGUAUUUUUCAUUUUGUAUUUUCAUGUUGCCAUUGUAAAGGGAUUUAUUGUAAGUUCAUACAGUGAACCCCAAAUGAUUUAGUCUAGUCUGCCAGCCAGCAUUUUCCUCAUCCUCGUUCUGAUCACCUAAAUGCCGCCAUUUCUUGUUCGUGAAGCUUUUAGUUGUUUUGGGUUUGUGUAACUUUGAUGUAUUGAUAUACUUUGACCUGUUGAUGCUUUCCUGUUUGUGUUUUAGUUUGAAGAACACUGUGUUUGUUUACCAGAAUGUGGAUGAAAGUAUGUGAAACUUUUUUUCUAAGGGUGUACACGCUUGCACAAACACGAGACUCCAAUAGCGACUGACUGAAAAGGGACAGUAUCUUCUUUUGAUGCACUAUUAGUUGAUUCCUAGACACACACUUACACACUGCGGUGCAUGGGGCGAUGAAAAGAUGAGCAUGUUCACUGAGAUUGGCGUCUUGUAGGUGGUUAAAGCUGGACCGUGUCCUGCUGUAGUGUUGCACUUGAGUUUCUGUCGCCUUUUUGCAAACGUGUCAUCAGAAGUUUGCAAACAAGGAUGUUGUCCAGCAUUAGAAAAAACCCGCAAGGCCCCACUUUUCUAAAGUGAAAAUGUAAAUGAAAACUCAAAACUAACAAUAAAGUUUUGCAAUUAAACCCUCUA